AUGUCUUUCAUCUUCCGUAGGAGCCAGGAAGAUACCACAGAUUCUCCCAAAGAAGACCUGGCCAUAGACGACAGCGCCGAUGUCUCAGAAGUUCUUUCUCCGCCUCCACGACAUGUUGAGAAGAGAAGCUCCUUCCUAGGCAGACUAAUGAGUGGAGCUCGUACGCCAUCGCCGUCUCCCAAGAGCGGCGAGAUUCAGGCAACCUCUUCAACUAAUAGCAUCAACUCAUUGCCGCCAUUGCCGCCGCUAAACCUAGUAGGUUAUAAGAAUUCGACCAAGCACAGACUUUUGGACGAAGAACUUGCUGGCAACAUCCGUAAUCUUGUUCCAGCACGACUCCAGUUAUUUGACGAAUGGACACUAGUUUAUUCCCUAGAACAGCAUGGAAUUUCUAUAAAUACACUCUACAGAAAUUGUGAUCCAGAGUAUCAGUUGCAGCAGCUAAAGAAAAAAAGAGUAGACAAGGGCUACGGUGACGCUAUAAUUAGAAACAUGGUAGUAGGGGCUUCUGGUCCAUAUAACAGCUACGAAACAAAACGGCCUCAAGGCUAUGUUUUGAUUGUGAAAGAUGAAAAGAAUUCCAAAUUCGGAUGUUACUUGAAUGAGAACCUCAAGAUAAUGGACCACAAGCGGUAUUACGGCAAUGGGGAAUGUUUCCUCUGGAAAUGCGAAACAUACGAUCCACAAUUACUUUCCCAUAACUCUAAUCCAAAUUUGAUUGAUUUUGAUUCGGAAAGUACUCCUAGUUCUCCUUCUUCACGCACUGCUACUCGUUUCAAGGCAUAUCCAUAUACGGGAAUUAACGACAACAUCAUCUAUUCUAAUCAUAAUUUCAUUUCUGUGGGUUCGUCCAACGGUCAGAAUGGGUUAUAUAUAGACAAGUCGCUAUACAAAGGUGUAAGCUGCGGGUGUGAAACGUUCGGUAACGAAAUCCUAAACACCUCAGACCCUGGGGCCAGAAUAGGCAGGUUCAAGAUUAUGGGCUUGGAAGUAUGGAGAAUAGGAACUCUCGAAUAG
This is a messenger RNA of Scheffersomyces stipitis CBS 6054, 1017 nucleotides long. It is a transcript of the gene OXR1, whose product is annotated as Oxr1p. Gene Ontology annotation, cellular component: nucleus. The transcript has a single exon. Gene Ontology annotation, biological process: response to oxidative stress. NCBI's taxonomy places the organism in Eukaryota, Fungi, Ascomycota, Pichiomycetes, Serinales, Debaryomycetaceae. The coding region runs from base 1 to 1017 and encodes 338 amino acids. The record is from RefSeq and is a predicted model, not a curated record.